Messenger RNA from Triticum dicoccoides, 1295 nucleotides. Its product is annotated as aquaporin PIP2-5-like. The transcript is spliced from 3 exons. Bases 105 to 977 code for a protein of 290 amino acids. Gene Ontology annotation, biological process: transmembrane transport. Lineage: Eukaryota; Viridiplantae; Streptophyta; Magnoliopsida; Poales; Poaceae. Gene Ontology annotation, cellular component: membrane. Gene Ontology annotation, molecular function: channel activity. The record is from RefSeq and is a predicted model, not a curated record.
GUCCUCGUCGUCUCACACCACCACACAGAGCUUCGGCGCACUCGCACCUUGGGCACCACCACACACACCCACCCUAGCUUGUCGAUCGGCUGAGGAGCGCGACGAUGGCCAAGGACAUCGAGGCGGCGCCACCCGGUGGGGAGUACGCGGCCAAGGACUACUCCGACCCGCCGCCGGCGCCGCUCUUCGACGCCGAGGAGCUGACCAAGUGGUCCCUGUACCGCGCGGUGAUCGCCGAGUUCGUGGCCACGCUCCUCUUCCUCUACAUCACCGUGGCCACCGUCAUCGGGUACAAGCACCAGGCGGACCCCGCCGGCCCCAACGCCGCCGACGCGGCCUGCAGCGGCGUGGGAAUCCUCGGCAUCGCCUGGGCGUUCGGCGGCAUGAUCUUCGUGCUCGUCUACUGCACCGCCGGUGUAUCGGGUGGCCACAUAAACCCGGCGGUGACCUUCGGGCUGUUCCUGGCGCGCAAGGUGUCGCUGGUGCGCGCGCUGCUCUACAUCAUCGCGCAGUGCCUCGGCGCAAUCUGCGGCGUCGGGCUCGUCAAGGGGUUCCAGAGCGCCUUCUACGUGCGCUACGGCGGCGGCGCCAACGAGCUCAGCUCCGGCUUCUCCAAGGGCACCGGCCUCGCCGCCGAAAUCAUCGGCACCUUCGUUCUCGUCUACACCGUCUUCUCCGCCACCGACCCCAAGCGCAGCGCCCGUGACUCCCACGUCCCAGUGCUGGCUCCUCUGCCAAUCGGCUUCGCGGUGUUCAUGGUGCACCUGGCCACUAUCCCGAUCACCGGCACCGGCAUCAACCCGGCAAGGAGCUUGGGGGCUGCUGUGAUCUACAACAACGAGAAGGCCUGGGACGACCACUGGAUCUUCUGGGUGGGGCCAUUCAUCGGCGCCGCCAUCGCCGCCUUAUACCACCAGUACGUGCUGAGGGCCAGCGCCACCAAGUUCGGCUCGUCCGCCUCCUUCGGCAGCCGCUAGAUCGACGGCCGGCCGCCGUUCUCGAUGGUCGGAGGCACUGAACUGUAGAUAUAUCAGAGGACAGAGGGGCCUCCAGUGUGUGCUGCUGUUCGGGUCCUGGAUUCUGCUGGUCUUUGCACGCGUCUCUCUUUUCCUCAGCUCGCCGCCGCGUUUGCUGCUUGUUUUCUCUACCGAUCGAGUGUGUCUUCGUUAGUGUUUGCUUCCAUUGCAUGUACUAUCUGUGAACGAUGAGGAUGAUGUACUGUCAAUCUGUCAUGUAUGCGUCCAGGUAAUUUGGGGGGAAAUUUGAAAUGCAAUGUGUACGUAAGAUUCGGGUUG